This is a messenger RNA of Cryptotermes secundus, 1535 nucleotides long. RefSeq names its product gastrula zinc finger protein XlCGF8.2DB-like. Gene Ontology annotation, biological process: regulation of transcription by RNA polymerase II. The annotation marks the transcript as partial. Lineage: Eukaryota; Metazoa; Arthropoda; Insecta; Blattodea; Kalotermitidae. Gene Ontology annotation, molecular function: DNA-binding transcription factor activity; RNA polymerase II cis-regulatory region sequence-specific DNA binding. The transcript has a single exon. The record is from RefSeq and is a predicted model, not a curated record.
AGUAUUAAAUUAAAUGCAGCAAAUUUUGAAGCAACACAUGAAAAUAAGGAUUUUAAUGCCAAGGAACUUUGUCGUGAACAGGGAGCAGAAAUGUUAAAAAGAGAAGGAAACUUCUAUUCUUUCAAGAUAUGUAAGAACUCAUGGUCUCCUGGGAAUAAUUUGUUGGGACAUGCAAGUGGAAGUAACAGAGAAACAAUGUCUCGUUGUGAAAAGUGUGUCACAUCGUUAACUCCUAAGCAUAGUGCAGUAAAAGGAUCAAGGGGUCGCAGUGAGUCUUUAUCUUGCGAAAAUAGCAAGAAGAAGUUAAAAAGUCACUCUACUUUCUACACCCAUACCAGAGUGCACACUGCAGAACGGCCUUUUUCGUGCAAAGUGUGUAGGAAAAUGUUCGCAAAUCGCUCUAACCUAAACAAACAUUUAAGAAUUCACAGUGGAGAACGCCCUUUUUCGUGCAAAGUUUGUAAGAAAGCGUUCGCCCAGCGCUCUUACCUAAAAACACAUUUCAGUGUUCACAGUGGAGAACGAUCAUUUUCAUGCGAAGUGUGCAAGAAAACUUUCACACAGCGCUCUCACCUAAACAGGCAUCUCAGGACACACAGAGGAGAGCGACCGUUCUCGUGUGAUGUGUGUAAGAAGCGGUUCACUCAGCUUUAUCACCUAAAUAUCCAUCUCAGAAUACACAGUGGAGAAAGACCAUUUUCUUGCGAAGUGUGUGAGAAAACAUUCGCUCAUAGCACUAGCCUGAAGAGUCAUCUGAGGGUGCACAAUGGAGAACGGCCUUUUUCGUGCAAAGUGUGUAAGAAAACUUUCGCACAGAGUUCAACAUUAAACAGGCAUCUCAGGGCACACAGUGGAGAGCGACCGUUCUCGUGCGAUGUGUGUAAGAAACGGUUUACUCAGGUCCAUAACCUAAACAUACAUCUCAGAAUACACAGUGGAGAAAGACCCUUUUCUUGCGAAGUGUGUAAGAAAACAUUCGCUAAUAGAGAUAUCCUGAAGAAACAUCUGAGAGUGCACAGUGGAGAACGGCAUUUCUCGUGUAAAUUGUGCAAGAAAAGGUUCACUCGCCGCCUCGUUCUGAAUAUGCAUCUCAAAUCACACAUUGCAGAACAAGCAUGAUCGUGAGAUAUGGAAGGGAAUGUUCACUCGUGGCGGAAAACUAACAAUCAUCGCAUGGAAUAACAUUAGGGAUAACCUUUUCGCUUAAAUGUGUGCAAGAAAACAUCCAAUCAUCGAGACAGUGCGAGUCUAUAGAGACAUUCUUUUAUUUUGCAUUUCUAUGAAAAUGUUUAUUGCAUAAACGGAAUUAUUGUGUUUAAAAUAACAUAUUUUGCUUCAAGAAUUUACCUGGUUAGAGAACCUGAACGUUUUACUGUGUGAUAUAUUUAGGGGCCAGUCUUUUACCAUUGUACCUACAUAAUGUCCUUGAUUAAGACUCUUUUUAGUAACAUAUAUUAUUAACAGGAAUAUUCAUACAUCAUUCUCCUCUGUUCAUUGUAUCAAGAUGUGUUCAGCAUUUGGUUUCAAAUUUUUAA